UGUCGAAAUGUCGCACACCAUUUUGUUGGUACAACCGGGACAGCACCCAGAAACGCGCACCUACAGCGACUAUGAAAGCGUUAACGAAUGCAUGGAAGGAGUGUGCAAGAUUUACGAGGAACAACUGAAGCGACGCAAUCCAAACACUCCGACCAUAACCUACGACAUCAGCCAACUUUUCGAUUUCGUCGACCAGCUCAUCGACCUUAGCUGUCUCGUUUAUCAAAAAUCGACAAACACCUACGCACCUUAUAAUAAGGAAUGGAUUAAGGAGAAAAUUUACGUUCUUUUGCGCCAGGCUGCGGGUACUACCGCGUAAUGGUAGAUCUUGUAACAAUAACAGUUAAAUUUCAUUCGUCUUAGAGUGGCCAACGUCUUGGAAUGGCCUGAAGUCGUAGUACCAUAACA
Molecule: messenger RNA, 408 nt
Organism: Anopheles nili
Lineage: Eukaryota; Metazoa; Arthropoda; Insecta; Diptera; Culicidae
Product: enhancer of rudimentary homolog
Exons: 2
Coding region: 8-319 (103 amino acids)
Source: RefSeq, a predicted model, not a curated record